This is a messenger RNA of Haplochromis burtoni (Burton's mouthbrooder), 3173 nucleotides long. RefSeq names its product guanine nucleotide-binding protein G(q) subunit alpha. Bases 483 to 1562 code for a protein of 359 amino acids. Gene Ontology annotation, cellular component: heterotrimeric G-protein complex. The transcript is spliced from 8 exons. The record is from RefSeq and is a predicted model, not a curated record. Gene Ontology annotation, molecular function: GTPase activity; G-protein beta/gamma-subunit complex binding; guanyl nucleotide binding. Gene Ontology annotation, biological process: action potential; adenylate cyclase-modulating G protein-coupled receptor signaling pathway; phospholipase C-activating dopamine receptor signaling pathway. Lineage: Eukaryota; Metazoa; Chordata; Actinopteri; Cichliformes; Cichlidae.
GCUGUCUUUGUAGUACAUGUAAUUGGUUUACGGACAUGGUGAAGUGUGUCAGCCAGUUGCUCUAUCACAUGCAUCCGUAGUUCGCUGGUUAACACCGGAAAUCUGCUCCUAUAAUGUAAUAGUGAAAGCCCACACGGCUUCCCAUCACGGCACAGCCCUCUGUCACAUGGCGCGCCGUUGGUUUUCACUGUGGAUAGAGUUGGGGGGGGAGACGGGAUAAAGGAGUCUGCAGGCAGAGGAGGAUAACGCGAUAGAAGGUUGCAGGAUCUUAUUUACCGAGUAGGUCUUCUUAACCACUUUUUUUUAAAUUGAUAUCAUCUUUGUGUCAUUUUGUUGCGCCUUGAAGUCAAAACUCCGCCAUAUUCAGUCCACCACGCCCGGAGCGUCAGCUACCACAGUCGCCGUUGCAGUCUGCUCAACUUAUUGCACAAAGUUAAUUUCCCCUUUUACUGGAGAGGAAGAAGGUGAAGUUGUAACCAGGAAUGAUUUUGAGCUCCGUGGGGGCAUGCUGCCUCAGCCCGGAGGCCAAAGAGGCUCGGAGGAUCAACGAUGAGAUUGAGAGGCAGCUCCGCCGGGACAAGAGGGAAUCCCGACGGGAAUAUAAACUCCUUUUGCUGGGAACUGGUGAAAGUGGCAAGAGCACGUUCAUUAAACAAAUGAGGAUCAUCCAUGGCCGUGGAUACUCUGAUGAAGACAAGAGAGGCUUCAAACAGCUGGUGUACCAGAACAUCUUCACAGCCAUGCAGGCCAUGAUCCAGGCCAUGAACGUACUGCAGAUCCCCUACAAGUAUGAGCACAACAAGGCCAACGCCACAACUGUCAAUAAGGCUGAUGUGGAAAAGGUGGUAACAUUAACCAACCCAUACAUUGAUGCCUUGAAGAGCUUGUGGAGCGACCCGGGAAUUCAGGAAUGUUACAAUCGGAAGCGGGAAUACCAGCUCUCAGACUCAGCCAAAUACUAUCUGGAUGACUUGGAUCGAAUCUCCGAUACUGGGUAUCUGCCAACUCAGCAAGAUGUGCUGAGGGUGAGGGUGCCCACAACCGGUAUCAUAGAGUACCCUUUUGACCUGGAGGGCGUGGUGUUCAGGAUGGUGGAUGUGGGUGGUCAGCGUUCAGAGAGGAGGAAAUGGAUCCACUGUUUUGAAAAUGUCACUUCCAUCAUGUUCCUGGUGGCACUUAGUGAGUACGAUCAGGUCCUCGCUGAGUCUUCCAAUGAGAACCGAAUGGAAGAAAGCAUGGCCUUGUUCAAGACAAUCAUAAGCUACAAGUGGUUCGAAGAAUCCUCGAUCAUCUUGUUCCUCAACAAGAUAGAUUUACUCGAGGAAAAAAUCAUGUAUUCACAUUUGGUUGACUACUUCCCUGAGUACGACGGUCCUCCACAGGACGUCGACGCGGGGAAAGCAUUCAUAUUAGACAUGUUUGUCAGUCUUAACCCAGAUGAGAAAAAAAUCAUCUACUCCCAUUUCACGUGCGCCACAGACACAGACAACGUCCGGUUUGUCUUCUGCGUGGUGAAGGACCACAUCUUGCAGGGCCACCUGGAUGCCUACAACUUGGUCUAAAAGUGUGGCGGUCUUGUUCUUCUUCUUUUUGCUGUAACUCAAUCGGCUUUGUACACCUGGCAGCCGGGAGAGCUCCUCUGUGGUUCUGUUUGCUUCACGCUGCUGUUGAACUCUUAAAUCCAAAAACAGGAAACGGAGAAGUAACGCGGCUUGUCGUCAAAUGGCUCCACUACUUAUGUAUUUCAAAUUUUCUAGUUACACUCUUCAGUGUCCUCAAGAGCCUCAGAGGACUUGUAAUGUACUGAGUCUCUGCUUCAGGAAAUCUGUGGAAGUGAAUGCAGACUAACUGCAAUGCAGCACCUCACAUCACUAAUCCAAGUUUGUCAUGGUUUGUUUUUCAAGCUAAAAAGUGUUCGAAGCAUCUGAAUGCUUAGGUUGUGUCUUGACUUAAAGGGAACUAGUCGUAAUCAACACUAAUGACACACUGACCUUGUUUACCACUGUUACUUGCACAUUGUAUAUUUUGUAGCGGUGGUUGUGUCGUACUUGCUCCAGUUUUCAAAUUUCAAUUCACUCGAUGCGCCUCACGUUUGUACGGUGUCCCAGAGAGGUCAAACGCUGCAACCUCAGAACUGCGCUGCGACUUAAAAACACCAACAAACCGAAAAUUUCUCCAAAUGCACACAAAACACAUUGGAAAUGAAAAAACAAAGCAAAACACAGAAGCCGAAUAAAACACAGUCGAAGUUAAAUCAGAGCAAAAAAUCAGGUGUUUUUGGGGGAGGCGUUUAUUCGAAGGACCAGCUGCGAAACAUUGUAGGCUUAAAAGGAGCACACGACUCAUCCACGUUGCGAGGGAGAAAAACAUGCAGUGUUUUCAUAUGAUUCAUGUAAUACUGCAGACAGAUGUUUGCUAUUAGCCAUUUAGCACUAGAUUGUUGCCAUUUCUUCAGGUGUUUGGUGACAUACCUCACCAAUAACACUUUUGGGUUUUGUGUGUUUUUCUACUACUGUUGUGUUUUAUUCAAGUUCUGUUGUCCUUUGUGUGCUUUUUCAACAUUUUUCUAUUUGCUGGUAUUUCUUUAGUUUGCAGUUCCUUUGACCUCUCAGGGCCACCGUACAUUGUCUGCAUUGACCCUUUUAAGCCACUUUUUUUGAGCACAGCAUACUUUUUGUUUUUUGUUUUCUAAUUCUAAACAUUUCAAAGUGAUAUUCACAUUUAUUUCUUGUGUCAGUUGUACGCUUGAAUAGCACGUUUCUUCAGUUCAAAGACUGUUUGAUUGGAUUUUUAAGUAUAUUUCUUGCUUUGCUCAAAAGGCUUUACAACUUCCCCUUUUAUUUAUCUAAAGGCAUAGUGUACAUAUUGCAUGGUUGGGUAAUCUCCCACUGUGGUUAUUUUUCUGUCUUUUUACUCACAUCACGGUCAGUGUUGAAACUGCUAAAGGGAGAACUUUUAAAUGUUAAAUCAUCUCUGACGCUUUAGAGAUGGUCUAUUCGCAGGCAUGAAGAAAAAGCUCAUGAGAGUGUAUCCGUAGCACUAUUGUUCACAGAACCUUCUUCACAGGCUAAUGUGUACCAUUUUAUUUAUUGGUAUAUUUCACUAUGACUGUAAUAUGUGAAUGCAGUCUUUUUAAAUGCGAUUGGAUAAAUAAACAAUCUGUUCAUUUUAGG